Elephantulus edwardii (Cape elephant shrew) is the source of this 1695-nucleotide messenger RNA. It is a transcript of the gene ZNF623, whose product is annotated as zinc finger protein 623. The record is from RefSeq and is a predicted model, not a curated record. Lineage: Eukaryota; Metazoa; Chordata; Mammalia; Macroscelidea; Macroscelididae.
AUGCAGAAGAGCCGGAUUUACAGCAAUGGCUGUAGGGACAGUGGAGGCACUACAGCCCCUGAGGUACCCCAUGCCCCACUGGCCAUCACCUUCUCCUGGAACAGAGAUGAUCUUGUUAUUCUCAUUUCAGAUUCUAAGAGAGCAACUGGUGAUGAGAAGCCGUCAAAAGCUUGAAUUUCUGAGGAUGGAAGUUCAACUACGGCACUAUCAGAACAACUUUUAGUGAUGGAGACCUUGGCCUGUGAGUCCAAGGAGGUCUCUGAGUUCCCCCUAGAGGGACUGCUGGAGUGCCCAGGACAGAGCCUGAGGGAUGCCCCUGCUCAGGAGCCACCUUUCAGACAGGUGGCAGAGACAGCCCAGAUGUGCACCAAGUCAGGAAGAAGCCCUGUUCUCAACUCCAACCUUUUUGUACUUCAGAGAGAACUCAGAGAAGGGGAGGGUCACCCAUGUGACACUGGUGGCAGCGGCUUCACUUUUCAUUCAGAUCUGAUGAGACAUCAGCUCUCUCACAGCCGGGAGAACCUUCCCAAAUGUGAUCCCUGUGGGAAAGGCUUCAGUCAGAGCUCACACCUGGCUGAGCACCAGAGGAGUGAUGUUGGAGAGAGACUGUACGCGUGCAGCGUGUGCCGGAAACAGUUCCUGCAGUACACGAGCCUCUCUGACCAUCAGAGAGUCCAUGCCGGAGAGAAACCCUUCAAAUGUGCUCAGUGUGGGAAAGGCUUCUGCCACCGCUCCAACCUCACCCAACACCAGAGAGUUCACACCCGUGAGAGACCUUAUGAAUGCAAGGAAUGUGGCAAGGGCUUCAGUCAGAGCUCUCUGCUCAUUCGCCAUCAGAGGAUCCACACGGGAGAGCGGCCCUAUGAGUGUAAUGAGUGUGGCAAGUCCUUCAUUCGGAGCUCCAGCCUCAUCCGCCAUUACCAGAUCCACACGGAAGUGAAGCAGUACGAGUGUAAAGAGUGUGGGAAAGCCUUCCGGCACCGAUCAGACCUCAUUGAGCACCAGAGAAUCCACACUGGAGAAAGGCCUUUUGAAUGCAGUGAGUGUGGCAAAGCCUUUAUCCGGAGCUCCAAGCUGAUCCAGCAUCAGAGAAUUCAUACUGGGGAGAGACCGUACGUGUGUCAGGAAUGCGGGAAGCGCUUCAGCCAGACCUCGAACUUCACUCAGCAUCAGAGGAUUCACACCCGAGAGAAGCUCUUUGAGUGUGAUGAAUGUGGGAAGGCUUUCUUUCUGAGUUCAUACCUCAUCCGACAUCAGAAAAUUCACACUGGGGAGAGAGUGUACGAGUGUAAAGAAUGUGGGAAGGCUUUUUUGCAGAAAUCCCACUUGACUGAGCAUCAGAAGAUCCACUCAGGGGAGAGGCCCUUUGAGUGUAAGGACUGCGGGAAAGCCUUCAUCCAGAGCUCCAAGCUGCUGCUCCACCAGGUCGUUCACACCGGGGAGAAGCCCUACGUGUGCAGUCACUGUGGGAAAGGCUUUAUUCAGAGGUCAAACUUCAUCCAGCAUCAGAAACUUCAUGCAGAAGAGAAGGAGCUCUAUGAGUGCAGUCAGUAUGAGAGAGAUUUUCAUCUGAUCUCGAACUUUAAAAACAAUCAAGGUAUUCCCAAAGAAGGAUUUGACUUAAGUAAAGCACCCAUACAUUUGGAUGUGGAGUCUAUAUGUCCAGGGCAGCUUACUGAGAACUUGGAAAAAUAA